This is a messenger RNA of Diaporthe amygdali, 1698 nucleotides long. RefSeq lists its product as uncharacterized. NCBI's taxonomy places the organism in Eukaryota, Fungi, Ascomycota, Sordariomycetes, Diaporthales, Diaporthaceae. The coding region runs from base 1 to 1698 and encodes 565 amino acids. The record is from RefSeq and is a predicted model, not a curated record. The transcript is spliced from 4 exons.
AUGGAGCCCACUCACUUCAGGGAAGAUCCAAAUGCCAUUACUUCUCCGGACACUUUCUUUGGGUUCGGUCUCGUACCCGAGAAAGAAUCUGGUCGUGGAUCCAGGCAAGCAAUCGUUCCCGAAACUGAUGGCCAACCCCUGGUCGACACCUCUGCGGCAGCAGAUGGCAGGAAAAAGCUGGGGGGCUUUGCGAUCGUUGGCCUUAUUAGAUGGUUGAUCACAGCUCUGCUAUUAAUGGGAUUCGUCCUUGCUGUUCACUUUUACCAGGGAAAGGUUCUUGAUAAUAAUGACAAGUCGAUCUUCGAGUCUAUUAUCGUCACCCUAAGUCUAAUCGUGGGUCUCAACAUUGCAAGUGCCCUGAAGGAUAUUGCAAAGCACAUGAGAUGGUGGUUCCUCAGCCUUAAAAGACGGGAUUUGUCUGAGGUCGAACUCAUUUUGCAAAGUGACAGCUUGGUCAAUGUGACCAAGUUGAUAUGGCGGUCAUCUUCAAGUGUCACUAAGAUGGUCUGUCUUACAUGGCUUUUGUUGAAUAUCGGAAUGCAAGCCGCUAUAGCUGUCAUUAGCGUGACAUUCGAGGCUGAGCCCCAUGUUGAUGAUGUGUAUCUGUCAGAGCAGGGCCAGGUCUUUGUCCCUGAUAUGAGCGACUUCGCACGCGGCACGGGGCGCUUUCAAGACUCUCGAUACAAUCAAGAUUCAACUCUACAGAACUUGGGAGCAAGUAUACUAGGGGACAUCGGGAGCAGUUAUAACUACUCAGUCCUUCCGUCUGUGCCAUUGGCGGGAGAACCUCUAGCCAAGUUCCCUGCCAUGUUCUGGAAGACCGACGACUACUGGGAAUAUCACUAUCUCAACUCGGCGCCAAACACUGUAUCCGCUGGAACGAACUUUCUGGCGGUCUACUCGGACAGAAAGGUCUCAUCGCAAGCCGUGUGUGAAACGCCGGAGUAUAAUUCAACCAUAGACCAAGCCCGAUCGCUGCUCAUCGUGAACCAAACAAGUGGGAGAAACUUCACAUUUGACGCCAGCGCCUGGGGCCUCGAGUCCAACACAUAUGGGACGCUGCCCAUCCUGCGGCAACUCCGGACUGAUGUCUGUGGGUCAUGGGUCGGGUGCAGCACGGGCGAGUGUGGGCCAGGAUGCAGCACCGUGCAUGUGCUGGAGCCAAAAAGCGGCGAGGCUGUCGCGGGAUCGACCUUUGACAGUCCAACGAGCGGUUUCUUUUACUACGAGUGCAACAUCACCGUGUCCUCCGACCCACCGCCCGUCUCGGACCUGGACAACCUCACGCUCGCGCCCAUGCUCGCCGCCGCGGCCGCCCAGGCCAUCGCGCUGAAUGGGCUCAGCUCCAUUGACCCCAACGUACCGCUCAGUCGGAGUUUUAACUGGCAGCUUCCCUUCGGCACGCCAUUCAAUAACAGCGCGCCUGACAUGGCGAAUCAGCUCGCGCGGUAUGCCAUCGGCGUCGUGGCUGCUACUGCAUCGACGAAUCCGCGCAUGGCUAUCCCGGGCCGGCCCCCGGCUCAGGGUGUGCGUUUGAAUCUAGAGCAGCCGGUUGCGUUUGCGGUGAUCUUGGGACUCACGGCUGGAUUGCAAUUGUUGUUAACGGUGGUUGCGAUAAUGCUGGUUGGAGGAGUAUAUGUCCCAGGGAAUCAGGAGUGGAUGAGCAAGGAGACAUUGAAGCAGUUAUAUGCAUAUUGA